Ceraceosorus guamensis is the source of this 3315-nucleotide messenger RNA. RefSeq lists its product as hypothetical. NCBI's taxonomy places the organism in Eukaryota, Fungi, Basidiomycota, Exobasidiomycetes, Ceraceosorales, Ceraceosoraceae. Gene Ontology annotation, molecular function: zinc ion binding; DNA-binding transcription factor activity, RNA polymerase II-specific. The record is from RefSeq and is a predicted model, not a curated record. The transcript has 3 exons. Gene Ontology annotation, biological process: regulation of DNA-templated transcription. The coding region runs from base 1 to 3315 and encodes 1104 amino acids.
AUGUCUCCUUUUGCUGAUGAAGCCUCCAAUCAGACAACAGCGGCGAUGAUUCCGCCUUUACAUGCUACGACGACGGAGACGGCGCAGCCGACGCCCCAGGCAGCCAGCAAGCCAAAAGGGAAGAAGAGAGCGGCUCCGCAAGCGCCGCACCCUUCCACUGCCGCGGCGAGUCCAACAAUGUCGGUCGGGCGAGUCCAUGGACCCACCGCGGCGAAUCCGACGAUGCCCCCAGCAUCGCCGAUGCAUCCUCAACUUCAUCGAAACCACCACCUGCAAGACCACAAUCCGCAUCAAGCUGUUGCGACAUCGCUGGCAGACCUCAGCAACGAAAGCAUUGCGAGCGCUGCCACCACAGCAUCCAGCAAGCGACCGAAGGUGAAGGCUCAAAAGGUAAAUUGCGUCAAGUGCAAGACGGCAAAGAGCCGAUGCGACCGUAGCCAUGCUGCCGCCAACACCGCGGCUUGUGUCAGAUGCGUUGCUCUUGGUCACAGGUGCUCUUUCGAGACGGAUCAAGAGCACAUCAUCAGGAAAGAAAGGGAGGCGAAGGAGCGCGCUGAAGCACAGCAAGAAGAAGCCCGCCAGGCCGGUUCCUCUUCCAACAGACCGACUGCAUCCGCUCUUUUACCUGCCCGUGCCAAUCCUGCUCAUCCCUGGCUGCACGUGGCGCCGAACGGCGAAAUCAUUCAGGGUGCCAGCUCGGCUGCUUUUGGCUUUCCGUCUGGUUCCAUGCUCAUACCUCAAGGCGGUCCUCCGAUAUGUGGGGGAAGAAUCGAGCAGGUACUGACCUCGCUUCCAGUGGUUCAGGCAGAGCUCCCUCUUCACCAUCAAUCGUGGCCAACUCUGGUGCAAGGUCGUUGCAGCCGCUACAAGCUUCUGUGGCCAGCGUCUAGCCUGGCGUUGAUGCUCGGUCGAGACGCCCGCAUACAUGAAGCAAUCUUCCAACCCUUCGACUCUCUGAGUGCCAUCCGCGCUAUAUCUGGCCUAUCGGAGCAGCACCCAGCCGAGGCUGAGCCCAAAUGCAGCGCGCCUGCUUGGCUGCCGCCCGAUGCGUGGAGUCCGCCGCAGAUGACGACGCAACCGAGCACACCUUCCGCACCGAUUCCACUCAUGAUCAAUCGCACCCAGGCGCUUCGUAGCAUAUUCAUUGACUGCUUUUCUGAAGCGUAUGGUCACCUCAUGCCCUGCGUCAGCGUCAACAAUCUCUUGAGAAACAGUUCUGCAGGCACACUCGCAGAUAACGCUGUGAUGCUGCACAUGCUCCAGCAACACGCAACCAGCCCUUUCCCCUCUGAGCUGAUCUAUGGCGCCGCGCCGAACGAGAAGAACAUCGAUAAUUUAAUCAGGGAGCUGCGGCGUGAUGUCGACUGGGCCGUCACCCUCGCACUGACAGCAGAAGCGUCGUCAGGCUUGGACUUUGAGACGAUAUUUGGCUUGCUAUUUGUCGCCACCUUUCUGCUGUGGCCAAGGGACUGGUCUUCCAAGGACGAUCGGCCGCUCUUCCGCUUCAUUCCCGAUGACGGACUCCUCGAGCAGAAACCAGAAUUCAGCCCUAGAAGGCUCGUCAGAUCCGCAAGGACAGGAGCGAUCUUGGCAUCUGCGUACGACAUGGCAUGUGACAGGCUGGUCAAGGAAGGUAUCGAAGCGGACUUAGCUGGUUUAGACAUGAUGAUGCUAUGGUCCGAGCUCGCCCGCAGCGAAGCUGCUCUGGAUAUCAUCUCGCCCACACAUCCCAGCCAGCGCAUGCACUCUCCACCGCCUCCGAUAUCUGGAUCGGCAGAGAUCGUCGCUUCAUGUCUCGACAAGAUGGUGGCCGCUUCCUCUGCGCAACAGACAAACCAGCCUUCGACGCAAGGUGCAAAGCAAGAGAGGAUCGGGGCAGAUCAACGCCAGAUGCCGGACGCGGAGCGAAGCCUAGCGCUUCAAAGGUGCUCCCUCUUUCUGCGACGAUGCGCCAUGUGGGAUUCCGUCGUCGUGUGCGUGCGCACGAUGCACUUGCUUCUGGCAAACGUCGGGACCACCUCAUCCAUAUCCGACAGCGCCAUGUUCGAUGCCUGUGUAAAAGAACUUGAGGAUUGGAUUGGCGUGUGGAAUAGCCAGCUUCGAGGGUUGAGGCAACCAUGUCGGCUCAAGCUGCGUACUUUGGAAUCAUUGGUCGAAUUAGCACUGUUGGAAGCGACCAAUCUGCGCGCUCAGGUUCUGCUAUUGCGAUAUGCAAUCGAAAGUCGCGCCUGGCCCUGGCCGCUAGGAACAGACUCUGCCGCACUACUGGAGAGAGGCCAUAUCAGCUCUAACGCUGGGCUUGCAGCACCUCGACACGGCUCCCUACACGUGCAUGAUCACUUCAACCGAGGAAACGCUUCGCCUUUACAUGCUGAUCAUGGUCGACAGAUUUCUCCUCUUCCUGUCCACGUACACAUGGCCAACGAGGCCAGACGUGUGUUGCUAGCUUGCCGAGAUGUUUUCGCCCGCGUCAGCACCUCAACCUUCCAGGAAAGUGCGAUGGCCUUAUGUGUGCCAUCUCCAACCGAACUUCUGCCGCUGCUUUCCUCUGCCGCUUUGGUCGUGUUGGAAGCUGAUGCCUUUCGUUACGCAGCACGUGCCAAACAAGGUCAUCAAUUCGCCAAAUGCAAGCCCGACCUGUCGUCAAUCGCCCAGUCGAACACCGAGUGGGCACAUCCGCUUGGCCAAGUAGACAUCGCCCUGCUCAAGAGCGUCAUGGCUAGGUUGCGUGGGAGCCAGCUCGACGUACAGGACUGGAAGAGAGCGCCUCCCGAGAAUUUCGGCCUCCACUCGAUGUUCAGUCGAGCCGGGCUCGCGACUCUUUCUCGCACACAAUUGUACUUCGCACUUGCUCUUGAACGCAUCGUCGAUGCGUACGAGCACCGAACUGCUGAACAUCGCAUUCCUGGCUUCAUACCUGCACCGCUUUGGCCAAGUCGGACUUGGAUCGAUCAUAGUCCAUUCCGCGCUGCCGCGGUCUCUGCAACACCUCAAGGCGGAAGCUUCCCAAACGCGCACCAGCAGCAUGUGAAUCCGGUCCUGGUCCACAACGCUAUGCAUGGUAUGACGGGAGACCUAGGCAGCGCCUCCGUUAUGAUGUCUUCACCGCCAGCGAGCGCCCAUCCUGCGUCUCUUUCAGCACCCCAAUCGUCUCCUCCUUUGCCGCCCAUGCCAAAGAGUGCGCCAAGUCAUGUGCACUCGCACGCGCAAUCCCUUCAAGAACAGCAGCUCCAAUCUCAAUCUUUGUUACCGCACGGCACCAAGGAGAUGAUUGAGAUUGCCGAGCAUCUUGCCGGUCUCCUCUCCGACUUUUGA